CCCUCGCCUCUCAUUACACCAACCACACAGCGUGCUCGCUUCCACACAACUUCGGGCGAGCGCAGCUGAGCUGCUCUCCGCGCCUCUCUAAAUACAAAGAUACGAGCGGUACACUUCUCUUGCAGGAAUGGCUGAAGCAUGGGAUUCUGGUGCCUGAAGUCGCCGAUUCGUUCUGUGAUUAUAACUGGACGCUUCUGUAUUAUGUUGGGAAAAGAUCAGUGAUUUGCUCUUUUUAAACUCUGAAUAUUUGAAGCGCGCUACUCUCUAUAUCCCGUGUGAUAUUACAAUGGGGUGCUGUACUGGACGAUGCACAUUGAUUUUUCUGUGCACUUUUCAGUUGCUGGCUGCACUGGAGAGACAGGUGUUUGAUUUCCUGGGUUAUCAAUGGGCACCAAUUCUGUGCAACUUCUUCCAUAUCAUCAUCGUCAUUCUGGGACUGUUUGGCACCAUCCAGUACAGGCCUCGGUACAUUAUUGUGUAUGCUAUCUGGGCAGCUCUUUGGGUCACCUGGAAUGUCUUCAUUAUCUGCUUUUAUUUGGAGGUGGGAGGUCUGUCAAAGGAGAGCGACCUUCUCACCUUCAACAUCUCGGCACACCACUCAUGGUGGAGUGAGCACGGCCCAGGGUGUGUGCGAAAGGAGAUGCCGGCGACAGGAGUCAAGAGCUUUGACAGCCAGUCCUACAUUUCGGUCAUGGGCUGCAUGGUGGAGUAUCAGUACAUCGAGGUCAUGCACAGCGCCUUCCAGAUCUUGAUAGCUCUUGUGGGGUUUGUCUACGCCUGCUAUGUCGUCAGCGCUUUCACUGAGGAAGAGGACAGCUUUGAUUUUAUUGGUGGAUUUGAUCCAUUUCCCUUGUACCAUGUCAAUGAGAAACCAUCCCAUCUCCUGUUAAAGCCAAUGUACCUGUCUACGUAAGUAAAGGAUCCAGAUUUUCAAGGAAGAUCUAAUGGAGAUAGACAGGGAGGAGUCAAGAAGGAUACAUUGGAGAGCUGAUGUAAAACUUACUUAGCGAAAAACACAAGGACAAUACAAAACAUUCCACAGUUUGGUUACUUGUCUUUUCAAUUUUAUAUAUAUACUGUAUAUUUUUAAUUAGAUUCUUUGUUGCAAGUAUGCUGCUUUAAAAGUACUGUAAUUCCAUAUUUUCUUGUGCUUCACAGUUGCUUGUCUAGCUUGUGGUCAAGCUUUAAAAAAUAACAAGGUUUUCAAGAAGACACUAGACACAGGCUAACUUUUCUUGCUGUUGACGCAAUGUAAAAUCUUUGGUCCUUUAUGGGGAAAAAGUACAAGUUUGCUUUAAUGCCUUGCCCUGCCCUUUUUGUUUAAUUGCUAUUCUCCUUGGUUUGCUGGUCCUGCAGACGUUGCUGCUUUUCAGCUGGAUAUUUUUAAGAGCAGCAAACGGCUGCAUUUGAAUCUGCAGUGCUGUUUUCUUUUUACUUUCACUUGGAAUGUGAAAUGGUAGUGGACUGUUGACUUCAUUGUGGGAUACAGUAACCUAUUGCUUGCUGUAAAUGGGGGACAAGCCCAAAUUAAAAACAAAAGGGCAGUUGAAAAUUAACGAAAUCUGAAGUGGUUGCUGUUUAAAACAGAAGGCAAAGCAUUCAGAUGUUGUAAAAGUGUUAAACCAUGCUCAUAUGCAAUACAUGUAUCUAAUUAAACACCAAAGUUCCACAUUUUAUAAAGUUCUGUUACCUUUACUCAUUACUUGCCCCUUACUUUUCUCUACUAGGCUUAUCCAGUAAUUCUUGGCUUUUAAACAUGGGACACUAGGGUGGUAAACAAUCUCUGAUUAAACUAGAGAGUUCUGUAGCUAAUGACAGGUGGCAUAUGGAAUCGUCUGUUCCAUCUUCCUUUAUUUGUUGCAAACCAGCAACGGUGAGUACAUUGUGGACUUGGAUGGUAAAAAUAAUUAACAUUAAGGACCGUUGGUUCUUGCUCUGUGCAGAGAGCCCAAGCAUUUAUAAUCAUAGUAACUACAAGGGCGAUAAAAAGAAAUGUUUGUGUAUGUUUCUGGUGAACGUUGUAAUCUCUAGCUGAUAUACUAAGGCCAGCGUGUAUUGAUAGAAUACCAUGCAGUCUUGUAAAGUUUUUGACAUGCCUUGCAAGACUCGCUUGAAAUGUUUUAAGUUCUCUUUAUAGAGGUCUCACCAAGUGCCACAGGCACCCACACUUUCAGCUGAUUUUCUGUUUCAAGAGCAAGCUGUGCACUCUUGACAUAUAUUAAUGGAUAGAUGAUGAAUCAUUCUAGAAUACAGCUGUUAAAUACAAAAAUAAAGUGAGCAAAUAUUUGACCUUCACUGAAGUAUAACCUCACUAUUACAUUAAUAUAGAACAAUAUUUUCGUUCUUCCCAAACAGGUUGAUAAUUGACAGUUACAGUAUCUCUGUCAGCAACUUGUAUUUAAUGAGCACUUUGAGAUUCUACAGAACCUGGGGCAAGCAUUAAUCUGAGAAUAAAUCUGAUACAUAUAUUUGUUACAGUUUCUAGAAGGUUAAUGGAAGAAGACAGAAUGUUUAAAGACUUGGAAGUAUUAUAUAAAUACUCUUUCAAAGAUAUUCCAAAAGAGUUUAGAAACUAUUUCCUCAGAUAUUUCUACAGAGGAUGGAUUUGGUGACGUUUUUAGCCAAGGUUGUGCAAUAGUACAUAUGUUUGAUAGCACAGAAUCUAAUCUAACAUUUCAGCACCCAUCAAGAACAGUAUUUUUUGUACACAGCACAAUAUCUUCUUUGUUGUACGGGUUACAAUCGUCUGUUCCAUAGUCCAUUACUGACCCCUAGUGUUGAAUAUAUGUAGAGUUUACAAAUUUGUGCGUGGUUUUCAAAGAACUCCAUUCAGUAUUUGUGAUGGUGUUGAUGUUUCAUAAUAAUAACAGCUUACAUUUUUAUAGCACUUUUCAUAUUAAAGAAUCCCAAAGCAACUUACGUACAUGAGGGGACCCACUACUGAACUGUAGCACCACUUUUGUGCUUGCAUCACCACUACACAGCAAAUCGGGUACAGGAGACAGAAAUUACUUUGCCAGCUGAACUAGGUGUUAGAUUUUCUGAAGCCAAGUUGUACAAAAAUAAGAUGUGAUUUACCCAGGAGAAAGGUAUUAACAUUCCAACCUGGUUUACCUUUUUUCCCAUUAGGUUGUGUGCUGUAUAGCCUAAUGUAUAAGCAAAAUGAAACUGGAAAAGCAUAAAACACAAUCAACAUCCCUACAAUAAUGACUUGUCAAACAGCACAGUAUGAGAAGCAACUAUAAUAUGCUGAAAAUUCUAUGAGUUUUAAUUCUUGUUAGGCUGUUUAUAAUUACAAAUAUUAUCAGAUUGUUUUACUGUGUUGUGUACAGUAUUCUUUAUUUAUUAUAAGUGGCAUUAUCCUUGUGCAAGAUAGAUGAUAAAAGUACAAAUGUGCAGUAUAUCAUUCUUGUACAAAGGCUAAACCCUGAAAUAGAGCAGAAGUCAGUUAGAUUUUACUGCCAUCACAUGAAAUCUGUAUCUAAGUCUAGCUCUAAACUUAAGGUAAUUCCUAUUCUGAGUGACCUCUUGAAUGAAGCCUACUGUCAUUCCUUUCAGCUUCAUCUAUGAUUUUUUCAAUAAAACAAAACCUUAACAAGGGUAAUUCCAACCUCAAAUUAGGAAAAGAAUAAUGUACAGAUUGGUAUUUAAAUUCUUCAGACCGAGGGUACAAUGCAACAUUGAAAUGUAUAAAAUGAAACAAUAAAAACAGGCUAAUUUGGAAGAGUGAUACAAAUUUAUUAUAGCAUCAGUAGUAGCAACUUUAAAGGAAUUCCCUUUUUAAACAUGUAAACCUAUCAGAUAUCACUUAAAACAGGGAGGUACCUCUAGAAAACUUUUUAGGUAGAAGAUGAGAUCCACAGCUUUUUCCUUUCUUUUUAAAUCUAGAUGUUGUUUCGAGUGACAACAAUCAUUGAUAAUAGAUAAAACAUCUUCUGCCCACUGAAUCUAUAGUUAUCACACAAAAUGCAUUGUUUAAAAUGAGCAUGACUGGUACCUUUGCCUAUGUGUGCACGCUUGGUAGAACCUGAAUCUACCUCUCUCUGUUUAGAUGUAAUACAUUACUACUGGGUUGGCUACCAUCAACAAAAAGCAAAAUAAAAAACAAUGCUCUUUCAAAUUCUGUGAUUCACAUUGUUUACUUCAGUGAGUGAUUGGAGCUGUAACAAAUUGCAGACUGCAAGCAAGGAAAAGACAAGUCAUGUUUAUAACAAGGUAUUGACAGUUAGCUUGCUUAAGUUCACUUACCUCACAUCUAACAGCGUACUGAAUAAUAAGUCUACAGAAUGUUGAUUUCUGUCUGUUCAUCCAUGCAUCUGUCUGACUGAGAUAAAGGGAAAGAUUGGCCAUUGGCCUUCUUGUUUUUAUCUAAUGUGUUAAAUGGGAAACAUAAUCAAAAAUCUCUUUAGAGUGGAUUGUCUCUCGCCAUACAAGUCACUACUGCUUUGUACAGUAUAUUCCAUCCAGGAGGGUGUGCUCUUUGCUUGUGUACAAUGAAGUAUGACUCUAAUUGUUUCACACAUUUCUAAAGAUCUGCUUACCCAUGCAGUCUUUAUAUAUUAUAAAAUAUUUUGAGAACCUUCCCCAAAUCGUGUGCUUGCUGAUCAAUUGAUUUAAUGAACAACAUUCUUUACGGGUUUGGUAUUCCAUUUUAUGGAGCAUUUCUACGAGAGUAUUGAAUGUUAUUUUUAUGUUUCUAUGUUGUUACUUGCAUCUUUUGUGGUAUUUUACUUACAACAAGCACUCAGACAUAUGAAGCCAGCAGCUAACAAGUUUUCUGGCUAUUGUGUAUUCAUUGGAAAACUACACAGCAGCUGACUUCACAGUUCUUUGGGGUGGUUUGAAUGAAUGUGGGUUAAGUUCAUUUAGUAAAAGAAUGAAAGUUUGCUUGAGUGCAUUAGUGCUCUGUUAAAAUGUGUAGAUUUACAUCAUUUGUACUUCUAAGGUAAAUUUCUGCCUCCAAAUAUGUUUGUAACACAUUGGUUAACUUAACAAAAAAAUCUCUCAUUUUUCAAACAUGCGUUUCACUCUGGUAUUCACAUUUGUACCCUGUAGUCUCAUUGUAAUGUACCUUCCUAUAAGUGUUCCCAGUCGGAUGAGAAUGGUGGUUUGUGUUCAGAAAUGUAAAUAGUCAUUUGUUAAUAAACUGUGUACUUUUAA
Lepisosteus oculatus (spotted gar) is the source of this 5160-nucleotide messenger RNA. It is a transcript of the gene nkain4, whose product is annotated as sodium/potassium transporting ATPase interacting 4. The record is from RefSeq and is a predicted model, not a curated record. Gene Ontology annotation, biological process: regulation of sodium ion transport. NCBI's taxonomy places the organism in Eukaryota, Metazoa, Chordata, Actinopteri, Semionotiformes, Lepisosteidae.